AGAAAAAAUGAGUAAUCUUAAUACUUCGACUUUUCCUGAUAAUAAUAGAGAGACUCCUACUACACCACAUAUACAAGUUAUUCCAGCAAAACGAUUAGCAGAAAUUGAAGAUGAUAAUGGUAUUAAACAUCAAUGUAAAUGGUCAUGUAAAAAUAAGACAAAUAAGAUAAGCACAACUAGUAUUGCUAAUUAUUUAAGAACAAAACAUCGAAUAAUUGAAGGAAGAUUUGAAGGAGCAGAAAUUUUACCAGAUUCAGAAAAUAAAAUCGAAAAUCAAGAUCCUCUUGAUCAAAAGUUCAUUGAAUUAAUUAUGAAUGAUUUAUUAGAUUGGUUAAUAGACAAUAUGCAAGCUUUUCAUUUGACUCCAAAUUUAGAAAUUAGACAAGUAUUACUUACUAUCGAAAAUUUUAAAUAUUCACAUUUAGGUAAUAGUAUUGAAGAUUGUUUACGCAAAGAGUUUCAAAAAUGGAACAUUACCUCAAAGUUACUUGGUGGGACAACUAAUAAUGAUGCUUCAAUGAUAAAAGCAAUCUCAGAAGAUUGGAUAGCAUUAGAAGAAUUAAUAUUAUUACUUAGACCUUUUGUAGAUACAACGAAUCUUACUUCAAGUAGCACAUACCCAACUCUUUCAUUAUGGUUUCCCACUUUACAUUAUUUAAAAGAAUAUUUAAAAAAUAUUAUACAAACUAUCACAAGCCAAUCUAUCGUAACAGUAUGUAAUAAGAUUUUAGCUUCUCUAAAUAAACGUUGGGAACUUUCUCAUAUGUUGGGUUAUAUUGCUAGUUUUUUAGACCCUAGAUUUAAAUAUUUAGGUUUUUUAUUAGCAAACCAAAUUGAAGAUACAAAACAACAUUUAAAACAUCAGAUUGAAUUAUUAGAAACUUCAAAAUUACAAUCAAUAUCUCUGAUUACUUCUCUUUCUUAUAAUAAUUUUAUUUUUAUAAAUUUUUUCAAUCAAAACAUGAUAUUAAAACAAUCUAACGUAUCCCCAAUAGAUACAGAAAUUUCCCUAUACUUACAACUCCCUACUCUUUCUGUAAUACCUAUAAAUCAUCCUGAAUAUCAUCUUAAUGACCCUUUAUAA
This is a messenger RNA of Funneliformis geosporum, 1084 nucleotides long. The record is from the annotation of a GenBank genome assembly. NCBI's taxonomy places the organism in Eukaryota, Fungi, Glomeromycota, Glomeromycetes, Glomerales, Glomeraceae.